GAUUGCACAAGCAGAUCGUCCUCUUCCUGCGUCCACCUCGCGCCGUGGCGGCCGUGCUGUGCAGGCGUGCACAACCAACGCCACGCCGCGAAAACAAACCGGCCGAGACAUGGACACACCACGCCGCGCGUCCGUGUACCCGCGUAUCCUCGGUCUCGUGCUCGUGCUGCUCCGCGCGGCCGCGCAGCCCCCGCCGGCGGGCGAGGCGCGGCUGCUGCUCGAGAUCAAGCGCGCGUGGGGCGACCCGCCCGUGCUCGCGGGGUGGAACGCCACGGCCGCGGCCGCGCUCUGCAGCUGGCCGCACGUCGGGUGCGACGCGUCCGGGCGCGUCGUGAACCUCACUCUCGCGAACGCUAACGUCGCGGGGGCCUUCCCUGACGCCGUCGGCAACCUCUCCGGCCUCACGUACCUCGACGUCUCCAACAACAGCAUCAGGUCCGUGUUCCCGAGCGCGCUGUACCGCUGCGCUUCGCUUCAGUACCUCAACCUCUCCCAGAACUACUUCGGCGGUGUGCUCCCGGCAGAAAUCGGCAGCGGCCUCGCCGCGAGCUUGACCACGCUGGACCUCGACGGCAACGAGUUCAACGGCACCAUCCCGGCGUCGCUCUCCCGGCUCCGGAACCUCGAGUAUCUCGCGCUGAACAGCAACCGCUUCACCGGUAUCAUCCCAGCGGAGCUCGGCGAGCUCGCGAGCCUGCAGGUGCUGUAUCUGGAUAACAACCCGUUCAACGCAGGCCAGCUGCCGGCGUCGUUCAAGAAUCUGACCAACCUGGUCAGCCUCACGGCGUCGCAGUGCAAUCUCGUCGGGGACUUCCCGAACUUUCUUUGGAGCCUGAAGAAGCUGCAACAAUUGUAUCUGUACACGAACAACAUCACCGGCGACAUGGUCGUUGAUGGAUUUGCGGCGAGAAGCUUGACAGAAAUCGACGUCUCAGAAAACAAAAUUAGUGGAGUCAUCCCUGAAGUGUUUGGGGGAUUGGAGAACCUCACACUCUUGAACCUCUUCAUGAACAACUUCUCCGGCGAGGUACCAGCCAGCAUCGGCCAGUUGCCGUUACUGAGGAUAUUGAGACUCCACACCAACAGGCUCAACGGCACGCUCCCACCGGAGCUCGGAAAGCAGUCGCCGGGUUUGUAUUAUGUUGAGGUUGACUACAAUGAGUUCACCGGCGUGAUCCCGGAAGGGCUGUGCACCGGAGGCAACUUACAGUACCUCACCGCCAAGAGCAACCGAUUGAACGGCUCCAUCCCGGCAGGCCUUGCCAACUGCACCACUCUGGAAACCCUGUCGCUGGACAAUAACCAGCUCUCCAGCGACGUGCCAGAGGCUCUCUGGACGGCAACGCAGCUUUACUUCGUGACACUACAGGGUAACCAGCUCACCGGAAGUCUUCCUGCGACGAUUCUUCUCAACAUUUCGACGUUACGCAUUGGGAACAACCAAUUCAGUGGCAACAUUCCGGCUGCAGUAGCUGCUCUCCAGGUGUUCACCGCCGAGAACAACCGGUUUUCUGGUGCGAUACCGACGAGUCUUGGCGACGGCAUGCCGCUGCUGCAAAGACUCAGCUUGUCCGGGAACCAACUGUCCGGCGGGAUCCCGAGAAGCGUUGCUAAGCUAAGCCAGCUGACGCAAAUGGACCUGAGCAGGAAUCAGCUCACCGGCGGCAUACCGGCAGAGCUCGGCGCCAUGCCGGUGUUAAGUGUCCUUGACCUGUCGUCGAACAAGCUCUCCGGCAACGUACCGCAGGCGCUUGCGAAGCCACAACUCACCUCCCUGAACCUGUCCUCGAACCAGCUGAGCGGUAAGGUCCCGGCCGGGUUCGCCACAGCGGUCUACGACACCAGCUUCCUCGACAACCCCGGCCUCUGCACCGCCGCUGCGGGAUCCGGCUACCUCACUGGCGUCCGCUCCUGCGCCGGCGGAUCACAAGACGGCGGUUCCUCCGGAGGCGUCUCGCACGCGCUCCGCACAGGCCUCCUCGUCGCCGGCGCCGCGCUCCUCCUCAUCGCCUCGGCGUUUGCCUUCUUCGUCGUCCGCGACGUCAAGAAACGGCGGCGCGUCGCGGAGCAAGACGACUGGAAGAUCACACCUUUCGUCAAAGAUCUGGGAUUCGGUGAGGCACCCAUACUCCGGGGCCUGACGGAGGAGAACCUCGUCGGGCGCGGGGGAUCGGGGCGCGUGUACCGCGUCGCCUACACUAACCGGCUUAACGGCAGAGCCGGCGCGGUGGCCGUGAAACAAAUACGGACCGCCGGGAAGCUCGACCAGAAGCUGGAACGCGAGUUCUCGUCGGAGGCUGGCAUCCUCGGCAGCCUCCGGCACAACAACAUCGUCAGGCUCUUGUGUUGCCUCUCCAACGCCGAGUCCAAGCUCCUCGUGUACGACUACAUGGACAACGGCGGCCUGGACAGGUGGCUCCACGGCGACGCCCUCGUCGCUGGCGGGCGCCCGAUGGCGAGGGCGCGGUCCGCGCGGCGCGAGCCGCUGGACUGGCCGGCGAGGCUCGGGGUGGCCGUCGGCGCCGCGCAGGGGCUGUGUUACAUGCACCACGAAUGCGAGCCGCCCAUCGUUCACCGCGACGUCAAGGCGAGCAACAUCCUGCUGGACUCGGAGUUCCGGGCCAAGAUCGCCGACUUCGGGCUGGCCACGAUGCUGCUACAGGCCGGGGCGCCCGAGACGAUGUCCGCCGUCGCCGGAUCGUUCGGCUACAUGGCUCCUGAGUGUGCUUACACCAAGAAGGUGAGCGAGAAGGUUGACGUCUACAGCUUUGGCGUCGUCCUCCUGGAGCUCACCACCGGCAAGGAGGCCAACUACGGCGGCGAGCACGGCAGCCUGGCGGAAUGGGCACGACACCACUACCAGUCAGGAGGGAGCAUCCCCGACGCCACAGACAAGAGCAUCAGAUACGCAGGGUACUCCGACGACAUCGAGGUUGUUUUCAGGCUAGGCGUGCUCUGCACCGCAGAGAUGCCAUCGUCGCGGCCAACUAUGAACGACGUGCUGCAGAUCUUGGUCAAGUGCAGCGAGCGGACGCACCAGAAGGGCAAGACGGAGCGUGGCCCGGAGUAUGAGGCUGCCCCGCUACUUUCCAACGGCUCGGGGAUUGAGAUUGAAGAGAAGAUCGACUUCGACCGCAUUGUCUGAAGAAAGGAACCGACCACUGCACAGGCCAGUAAACAACCUUCGACAGCAUCAGAGAACGGCUGUAGUGAUACUUAGCACAUUUUAGCAGAGUGCAGCGAGGGCUAUAGUUGUCACAAGACCUUGACCCUGCACUAGGUCGUUAGUGCAGGCAUGGUAUAGAUCAGGGCUUGUGGCGAACCAAACCGUUUCUGUGUUUUGACACUGCAAACUUGUAUUAUUAAAUCACAGACACAUUAGACUAGUCAGACAGAAGAACCAGCAAAUGUGAUGAUUUCCUUUUGAAACAAAGGCAGAAGAUGGGGUUCUGCAUGUCUACAUCCACCUGUUUAUUGUAAAAGCACUGGUUGGUUGGGAUAUGGCAUCAUAAUACAAACUUGGAGUGAUAAGGAAAAUGAAGCUGGAAGGAAGGGCUACUGCCCCCAAGAACUCCAUUGGAGCUGGAGGAGGAGGAGGAGGAGAGGGAAAAGAAGAAGAAGAAAAGAUGAA
Molecule: messenger RNA, 3631 nt
Organism: Setaria italica (foxtail millet)
Lineage: Eukaryota; Viridiplantae; Streptophyta; Magnoliopsida; Poales; Poaceae
Product: receptor-like protein kinase HSL1
Exons: 2
Coding region: 110-3145 (1011 amino acids)
Biological process (GO): protein phosphorylation
Molecular function (GO): protein kinase activity; receptor serine/threonine kinase binding; ATP binding
Source: RefSeq, a predicted model, not a curated record